CUGACUGCGGCUUCUCUGCGCGUCCCUGUGCGCCUGAGGUCGCUGUUCUGAGCGUCGCCUCUCCUUCCUCUCUUUCGAUUUUGGACUGAAAAUGGAGAAACGCUGCACGGACUCACAAGUCAAAGGAGUCAGCACAGGGACCACCAUCCUGGCUGCCACUUUUGAUGGAGGGGUCGUGAUUGGGUCAGAUUCCAGGGCUUCCAUUGGAGGAGAAUAUGUAUCAUCUAAGACCAUCAACAAGGUCAUUCAGGUUCAUGACCGGAUCUUCUGCUGCAUGGCUGGAUCACUCGCAGAUGCUCAGGCCGUCAUCAAGACUGCAAAGUUCCAUCUGUCCUUCCACAGUGUCCAGAUGGAGACCCCUCCUCUGGUGAUUUCAGCAGCAUCAGUGCUGAAAGAACUGUGUUACAAAAACAAAGAUGAACUACAGGCUGGCUUCAUCACAGCAGGCUGGGACAGGAAGAAAGGACCACAGGUGUACGUUGUGUCUCUAGGCGGGAUGUUAAUCAGUCAGCCUGUUACCAUCGGUGGCUCUGGCAGCACGUAUAUCUACGGCUAUGUUGACGCCAAAUACAAACCCAACAUGAGCAGAGAGGAAUGCCUACAGUUUGCCAAUAAUGCUCUUGCUCUGGCCAUGGGCAGAGACAACGUCAGCGGGGGAGUGGCUCACCUGGUGGUGAUCACGGAGACAGGGGUGGAGCAUGUGGUUGUACCUGGUGACAAGCUCCCUAAGUUCCACGAUGAGUGACCACCUUUGAACAACCACUGAAAUUUGGACCGGACUUUGGAGUAGUUGUUUGUAGUUUAUCACUAAUUUGCUUUGUGUAGGACAAAUGAUGCACACACACUACCUGAAGUCACAACUGUUGAGUCUCAUCAUACAAAAUCAUCAUUCCACAAUAAAAACAUAAUCAUGAAUAAUACAAUAAGGUUUCUUUGCCGUUUUUGUGUCCAAAUUACGUCUCUGUAUUUUUUAAUGUAUGAAAACAUGUGACAUAAAAAUAAACAUUUUCUGAAACCUC
Molecule: messenger RNA, 1019 nt
Organism: Larimichthys crocea (large yellow croaker)
Lineage: Eukaryota; Metazoa; Chordata; Actinopteri; Sciaenidae
Gene: psmb12
Product: proteasome 20S subunit beta 12
Exons: 6
Coding region: 92-745 (217 amino acids)
Cellular component (GO): proteasome core complex; cytoplasm
Molecular function (GO): threonine-type endopeptidase activity
Source: RefSeq, a predicted model, not a curated record